GAUGUUAUGCUAGUACCGAACAUGAUUGUUAGUUAUCAAUGAUUUUGUGGAGAAGUUGGAAUCCUUCCUAUAUAUUGUUCGCGCACGAACAUUGCCCGAGGAGCACGUAUCUGUUUCUUGUGAAUUUAAACACGGUUUCCUUAAAUUAAGAAUGAAGCCGAAAGCAGAGUUGACAACGCAGUCAGCAUGGAAAAAAUUACAAGAAUAUUUCGAUAAUAAUCAAUCGAAACUUAAAAUAAACGAUCUUUUUCAACAAGAUCCUAAACGCUUUGAAAAGUUUAGUUUGGAAAUUCCAACUCCAAAUGAUGGCCCAAUUUUACUUGAUUACUCCAAAAAUCGUCUCACCGAUGAAGCGCUUAUGCUCUUGUUGGAACUUGCACGUGAACGUGAAAUAGAAGCAGCAAGAGAUGAUAUGUUUAAAGGGGAAAAAAUUAAUUUUACUGAGAACAGAGCUGUUCUCCAUAUUGCUUUACGGAAUAGAUCAAAUAAACCAAUAUUAGUUGACGAUAAGGAUGUGAUGUUGGAUGUAAAUGCUGUAUUACAACAUAUGAAACAAUUUACUGAGGAGGUUCUCUCAAAACAGUGGAAAGGUUUCACUGGUAAACCAAUAGAAGAUGUUGUUAAUAUUGGAAUAGGUGGUUCAGAUUUGGGUCCAUUGAUGGUCACAGAAGCACUAAAAGCAUAUCAUAUUGGACCAAGAGUACAUUUUGUUAGUAAUAUAGAUGGAACUCAUAUAGCUGAAACUCUUAAAAAGUUGAAUCCUGAAACAACUCUCUUUAUAAUUGCAUCGAAAACUUUUACCACUCAAGAAACAAUUACAAAUGCUACUUCUGCUAAAAUAUGGUUAUUGGAUGCUCUAAAAAAUGACGCCGCAGUUGCAUGUCAUUUUGUAGCAUUAUCUACCAAUAACCAAAAAGUUAAAGAAUUUGGUAUUGAUGAGAAAAAUAUGUUCGGAUUUUGGGACUGGGUUGGGGGGCGUUAUUCUUUAUGGUCAGCUAUUGGAUUAUCAAUCUGUUUAUCCAUUGGUUUUGAAAACUUUGAAAAAUUAUUGAGUGGAGCACACUUUAUGGAUCAACAUUUCUGCAGUGCUCCAUUAGAAAAAAAUGCACCAGUUAUAUUAGCUUUACUUGGCAUUUGGUACCAUAACUUCUAUAAGGUUGAAACACAUGCAUUGUUACCAUAUGACCAAUACUUACACAGGUUUGCUGCUUAUUUUCAACAAGGAGAUAUGGAGAGUAAUGGAAAAUAUGUGACUCGAGCAGGAAAAGUUGUAAAUUACAGUACUGGCCCAAUUGUGUGGGGAGAACCCGGUACUAAUGGUCAACAUGCUUUUUACCAAUUAUUACACCAAGGUACACGAAUUGUACCUGCUGAUUUUAUAAUUCCAGUACAAUCGCAAAAUAUGGUACAAGGAACACGGCAUCAUAAAAUAUUACUCGCUAACUUCCUUGCACAAACUGAAGCAUUAAUGAAAGGUAAAAAUGAAAAUGAAGCAAAAACUGAAUUAGAAAAGGCUGGAAUGAGUCCUGAACAAGUGAAUUUGUUAUUGCCGCAUAAGAUGUUUGAAGGAAAUAGACCUACUAACAGCAUUCUAGUGAAAAAAGUGACGCCAUUUACUCUUGGAGCUUUAAUCGCUAUGUACGAGCACAAAAUCUUUGUACAAGGAAUUAUAUGGGAUAUUAAUUCGUUUGAUCAAUGGGGUGUUGAACUAGGAAAACAAUUGGCAAAGGCAAUAGAACCUGAAUUGGAAACUAAGGAAGCAAUUACAAGCCACGAUUCAUCAACAAAUGGAUUAAUUGGAUUUAUUAAGAGUAAUCAAUGAAUGUGUUAAAGAUUUAUUCUAUAUGAAGCCAUGUUAAAAUAUACUUUAGUGUUCAUCAGUUAUCCUAAUUAAACCAAAACAUUUUCUAAAUGUUACUUCUGAUCUUUAUUUUUACAAAUUAUGUACAAUGUAAAAUAUAAAAUUUUUAUUUACAUAAACAACUGUAAAAUAUACAUUAAAAUUGUAAAUUAUUG
Messenger RNA from Nomia melanderi (Alkali bee), 2016 nucleotides. RefSeq names its product glucose-6-phosphate isomerase (gene Pgi). Gene Ontology annotation, cellular component: cytosol. Gene Ontology annotation, molecular function: glucose-6-phosphate isomerase activity; monosaccharide binding; carbohydrate derivative binding. The record is from RefSeq and is a predicted model, not a curated record. Lineage: Eukaryota; Metazoa; Arthropoda; Insecta; Hymenoptera; Halictidae. Gene Ontology annotation, biological process: glucose 6-phosphate metabolic process; gluconeogenesis; glycolytic process.